UCAGAGUCAACACACGAAAAAAUGUAUUGGCUAUUGACGUCAUACAUGAGACGGCACGGAUCACUUUGAGCAAACUUACGGAACUUGGCGGCAUGAAGGUCCGCUCGUACAUUCCUCUGGACAGUGAUACCACUACUGGUGUCAUCAACGACCGGGACGUCUCCAUCUCCAGCGCUGACUUGCCGAUUUUAAUUAAGCCAGCCGUUGAUGGCUGCGCCAUCACUCAUGUGUCUCGACUCGGCACGUCCAGCUGUGUGAAGGUGGUUUUCAAGGGCGAAUCUCUUCCCUCACACGUCAAGGUGGGCCACUUUAGACAACCCGUGCGUCCAUUUAUCCAAAGACCACUCCAAUGCCGCAACUGCCUGAGGCUGGGACACGUGAGCGCUGUGUGCGAGAGCACGAGAGUUUGCUCGCGCUGCGCACAGCCCCACAGCUGCAGACUCCUGUGUAGCCACGGUUCUCAAAUGCCACAAUUGCAUUGGGUCCCAUGAUGCUACCUCAAAGGACUGCCCUAAAAUGAGGAAAGAAAGGGCGGUCUUGAAGCAGAUGGCAAGAGACCGUUCGUCUCGUUGGGAAGCUGUUGCGGCCAUUAGAAAGCGACGCUCCCGACGUUGUCGGAUUUCAAAGAACGAAGAUUCCUCUAUGAAUAGCGCGGCACAUCCGACAACUCCUCCUCCUCUGCCCCCUAGGCCUGGCGGAGUCGAGUCUAACUCUGACAAGGUCGUGCCGGAGAACACCAAUACUGAAGCCUGGCCCGUGCUACCAAAGCUACAGCCGCCGCCACAGCAGAAGCCACAACCGAAGCCACAGCGAAUACCCCAGCUGAAGCCACAGCCAUGGCCACAGCCGAUGCCACAGCGGAUGCCACAGCCGACGCCACAGCCGACGCCACAGUUGAAGCCACAGUUGAAGCCACAGCCGAGGCCACAGCUGGAGCCACAGCUGGAGUGACAGCCGAUGCCACAGCCGGCACCACAGUCACAUCAAAGGAUACAGUGCACCGC
This is a messenger RNA of Dermacentor silvarum, 1004 nucleotides long. RefSeq names its product pleckstrin homology-like domain family A member 1. Bases 517 to 951 code for a protein of 144 amino acids. Lineage: Eukaryota; Metazoa; Arthropoda; Arachnida; Ixodida; Ixodidae. The record is from RefSeq and is a predicted model, not a curated record. The transcript has a single exon.